CAUGCGUUGUUGAUGUUUCAUUUCGAAAUUUACAAAAUUAGCAUAGGUGAGCUGGCAUUUAAUGUUCGGGUUGUUAAACUCAUUUGCAUUCAUUAAAUAUAUACACCUCGUAACGGUUGAGAGGUUGUAGAGCUAACGAUAGUUUGCCGGGAGAAAACUUCACGGAACAGUGCAUAUUGUUAAGUUGACCGCCUACCAAUCGCUGAUUACGCCUUUGGUCAAUCAAUUUAUAUAUGAGUGCUUCAGUUAGGUUGUCGCUAUCUGUUAGUACUGUUUAUUAGGGAAAAUAUCUUUGCGUUUUAAAAAAUCCAAUGGAGAAAACAACAAUUUUGGACUGUAGCGAUUGCAUUUCACCUCUUGAUAAUUAUGAAGUGGAUCUUGCUUCCAUGGCUGAUACGGAAUUGGAUUACGGUUAUCACUCGAUGGGAAGAAAUAUCGAGAAACUGGAAGAGCAGCAUCUUCAACCGGACGAGAAGGCACCAUAUCAUUCUACACAUGCGUACGUUCCAAGUAAAAUACGCGACAUUGUGACCAAAUCUAUUUCGGGUUCUGAACCAAGAAUGUCUUCGGGUAACAUACCAGAAGAAAAGCGUGCACUUGAAAGUGAAGUCAGCAGAUUGGAGGAUUUGCUAUCAUCGACCAGAGCUGAAAGGGAUGAGAUUUCGUCAAAGUAUUUAGCCGUAAGUGAACGACUGAAUGAUCACAUGAAGAGUGGAGGAAAAGGAUUGACUGUUACUGACACCAGCAGUGAAAAUCUUGUCCAACAAGUGGCAUAUCUACGUCAUAAGCUUGAUGAUGAGCAUGCAAGUUACAAGAGGAAGCUUCAGGCUUAUCAAGAUGGGCAGCAACGACAGGCACAACUCAUUCAGAAACUUCAGGCAAAGGUCUUACAAUACAAAAGGAAAUGUGGAGAACUAGAGACAUCAAUGAAUGAAAAAAUUCAAGGAGAAGAAGAUGCUAAAAAGAAAUUGCAAGAUGCCACUGAUACUUUGAGAAAAAGAGAAGAAAGAUUAAAAGAGACAGAAGAAGAGCACGGAAAUGAUUUGGAAAACUCACUAAUUCAACUGGAACAGGAGCAGCAAAGAUGUGCAGGUCUUCAACAUGUGAACAAUAUGCUCAGAGAGCAACUGGAUGAUGCCACUGAGGUUAAUGAGCAAAUGACUUUAGAAGUGCAAAAAUUGACUGGUGAAAACAAGAAAUUGAAGGAGGAGCUUGAAUCUCGUGAUGAAGAGGAGCAUGCUUAUUUUGCAAAUGAGCACAAUCGAUUGAUGUCACUGUGGCAAGCUCUCACCUCCUUUCGUCGUCAAUUUAAUGAAAUGAAGUCAGCCACCCAAAAGGAUCUUUCAGUCAUUCGCAGUGACGUUAGCAAAUCAGCACGUACUCUACAAGGUGCUUGCUUGUACUUGGAUAAAAAUAGAAGAAACAUUGAUUCAAAUAUGAAACAGGAACUUGAGGAAGAAAGAGAUAAAAGAACGCAGGUAGAGGAAUUGUUACAACAGAAGUUGGGAGAAAUCAUUGAUCUACAAAAUCAAUAUGCGCAAGAAGGGCAAUCGUAUAAGAAGAGAGUUCAAGAACUUGAAAAAGAAAAAGGAGAAAAAGAUUCUUUGCUAAAGGAAAAGGACAACGAUGUAGCGAUCCUAAAGACGCAGAUUCAAUCUUUGGAAACGGGAAUAGCUUCAAAAACAGAAGAGUGGGAAGUACAGACUGAACAUAGUCAGGCAGCCAUGCGCGAGGAAACAGAACUGCUUGUCAACACACUUAAAGAAAUUGCAAAGGCUAUCUAUAAAGACACAGAAGAUACAGGAAAAUUCAUUGAUGGAAGAACGAAAGGAGACAGUUUAGAUGAAUCAUUUAAUUCUGAAGCUCUUGAAUUAUUUGACGAAAUACCAACAACAAUUGCCCGACGAAGUCCUUCACCUUCGCGCGUAGCACAAAUGCGUUCAUUAUCUCCUGUACGUAGUCGAUCGCCUGCAGUAGCUGAUAGCACGUUGGCAAUGGUACAAUCUGCCAUCCAUAAGCGUUCACUACAAGUUCAGAAAAUGAAAGCAGUAGCUGAUGCAGCAAAGGAUGCAGCAAAUGAGAGCAAAAAACAACUGGAGUUAAGCGAAGAAGAAAGACGAAAAUUGGAAAAACAUUUGAAUGCAGUGCGUGAAGAUCUUGAUAACACAAAACACAAAGUGAACGAGCUUCAUGCCGACAAAGAACGUCACCGAGGUCAUACAGAGAACUUGGAAAUAGAAAAAAUGAAUUUGGAAAAUACUCGUCAGAAACUGCAUGAGGAAUUAAAUAUUGUGAGCGGUGAAUUGGAUAAGCUCAAAGCAGCAAAUGAAGAACUUCAUAGGCAACGUGACAACCUAGAGGAUGAGAAGGAUGAUCUUGAACGCGAGACCACAAAACUUCAAAAAGAAAUACAACGCUUGCAAGGUAUAAUUGAGCAAGGUGAUGAUAAACAAUCAAUGAUCAAGGAAGAGUUUGUUCAUACUAAGGAGCAACUUGCGAGAUUGAUCCUUGAUAAGGAGGUUGUUGAACAAGAAAAUGGUCAAAUGAAAGAGUUAUUGUCUGUAGCCGAGCAACAAAGAACCGAACUAGAACUAGACGUAACUAAAAUGAAAUCUGAAGAAAUUGCACUAAGAGAUGCUCUGGUUAAAUUGCAAUCCUUGAAUGAAGGCCUAGGGCAGGAUAAAAUUGAGUUAAACAAGAUCAUCAAACAGAUGGAGGUCGAAAGAGAAGCUUUGGCUGAAGAUAAACGAGAACUUGAACAAGAGAAAAGCACUAUACGUAACGAGCUUGUCAAAGCUGAACAAGACAAGAUUGAUCUCGAUGCAGAACGCGCAUCAUCCGAUCAAAAACUUAGUAUUGCUGAGCAAAGCAAGGAGAAGAUAGAGCAGGAGUUGAUUGUGGCUAAUCGUGAGCGUGCCGAGCUUAACGAGGCAUUGAGUAAAGCUCUACGAGAAAAGCCAAUAAUAUCAGAUGAUUUGAAUCAAACAAGACGUGAACUAGAGAGGCAAAGUAACAUUGUCUUAAGAUUGUCGAAAGAGAAAGAAGAGCUGACACGAGAGCGAUCCAGCUUAACCGUACAAGUCAAUAGCGGUGAGCGAGAGAACAGAGUGCUGGCUGAGAACAUUGCCAGCUUAAAGAGUGAUAAAGAAUCACUUGAGACUGCUUUGUACGAGACGCAGCAGAAUCUUGCCAAAAUAGAGUUACGAAAAGAGGCAUUAGAAGUAGAGAACCAAGAAAUUAAUUUGGCCAAAGAAGCGAUCGCUGUCGACUUGUGUCGUGUGAAGAAAGAACAGGAAAUAGAACUAUCAAAAAUGAAACGUGAGCAGGAGAUAGCUGAACAGAAACUCGGCUCUACACAUAAUGAGUAUGCUUUGCAUUUAAAGAAGGCAGAGGAGCGCCUUUUAGAAGAACGCGCUCAAAUGAAAAGAGAGAAGGAGAACAUGCUUCUACAGGUACAACAAGAAAAGGAAGCAAUCUUGAAACGGUCAAAUGAAGAGAAAGAUGAAAUUACACUUAAACUUGAACGCGAGCGAGCUAAUCUGGUCAACGAAAUUUCCUUAAUUCAAAAGGAAAGGGAUGAACAACUACUUAUGGCUGAAAAUGAAAAGCAAGAGGAGCUUCAUAUUGCUGCAAACGAAAAGUCUUCAUUGCUAGAGAAGCUGAAGAGCAGCGAAGAAAAUCUGUCUGCAAAGAACAUUGAGAAUGACCGGCUUAAACGAGAGGCAUUCAACAAAGGUGAACAAGACAAACACCUAAUCGGAACGCUUCAACAAGAAGUCAAAAAUCUAAAGAGUAGGCUUGAAGAUACAAACAAGUCGAGUACGGCAGAAAAGAACAAUCUGAGGACUCAUGUCGACGAUUUAACAAAAUCCAAGGAAAACAAUGUCCGUGAAAUUGGUGAACUCAAGCUUCAGUUAAAAUUAGUCGAGGAAACACGUGAUAAUAUUCGUCGAGAACUUAUCGACAGUCAACGUAAGAUGCGUGAAGGUGAUGAAGCACGAGAGGCCGCUCGAAAGGAGAUGAUUGAUCAGAAACGUCAACUGAGAGAUAGUAAUCGAGAAAGAGAUGUUGUGCAAGCUACAGCCAAUGAACUUCGAGCAAAGGUAAAGAAAACUGAAGCCGAAAAGAUAAACAUUCGUAGAAAACUCGAAGAGACUACUCAGGUAAUGAACGCUUUAGAAGAAGCUAAAGCCGCACUUCAGAAAGAAGUUGGGGAUUUGAGAGAAAGCUUGAGAGAAGUUGAAAAAGCUAGACUGGAAGCGCGUAGAGAAUUGCAACAAGUACAUAAUCAGGUAAAAUUGUUGGAUGGGGAAUGUUUAAAAAACAAAAAAGAACUUGCAGAUCUCAAAGAAAGUCUUGCAAAAGAAGGACAACUUUUGCAAGAAUGUCGCCAUGAUAAUAUGAUUAUGAAACAACGUCUUGUUGACACAGAUAAUGCAAAAGAAACAACAAUACGGGAAGUUGCUCUUCUCAAACGACGAUUAUCAGAGCUUGAUGAAGAAUUACGCGUUAAAGAAAAAGAAUUUCAAAUGAACAUUGACGCAGUGCGUAGAGCUGAACAAAAAGCAGUAGAUAAGAUUCAUAAUCUGGAAAAUAUGCUGGAGCAUACAAGUCAAGACUUAGGAGAUCAGAAAUUGAAAUUUUCUGGUGCGGAAGGACGGAUUGCUGGCCUAGAAGCACAGCUAACGCGUACCGAAGAUGCGAAGAAUGAGGCAGAGAUGAAGCUAGCAACCCUUCACUCAACUUUGAGGAGAACACUGGGAAUUCGAGGACAAUCGCCAUCUCCAGUAAGAAGUACUAGCCCUCGUCGUAAAGGUUUUCGUCGAAGCCGGGCAACAGAUCUUAGCCCCGAGAAAGAAACAGAAGAAUCUGAAUCAUCAACGCAGAAUCGCUCCUUGUCGCCUGUACGUAGACUCUCGCCUAGCAAAGCUGAGAUGCUCUCUGAAAUUGACCCUGAGAUUGUGCGUGUUGCCUUGCGUGACUUUGCGCAGCAGUUAAAAGAUAGCACACGUGAAAAAGAGGAAGCAGAGGCCAAAUUGGGUCAGUUGCAACGAACUUUAACUGAAGUGGAGGAAGAUCGCGCUCGUACUGAAGGAAGAUUGCAAGCUCUUCAGAAAUCCCUCGGAGACUCAGACGAAGGUCGACGAACGUUAGAUGGUAGACUUAGCAGUGCUCAAAGUGCCUUGACUAUGCAAGAGGAUACCAUACGUCGACUAGAACGAGAACGUAAUGCACAACAUGAAAAAAUUGAGGCCUUGGAGGAAGCUGUAGGACAAUUUGAAGGUGAUCGACGACAACUGAAGGAGAAAGUGAUGAAAUUACAACAAAGUGAGGCAAAAAGUGAACAAGAGAAGGAAGCAAUGAGAGUUCAAAUUGAAAAUGCUGAGUCAAGAAUAACAAAGAUUGAGUUAAAGAAACGCUCUCUUGAAGGCGACGUUUCCAGACUUCGAAUGCAAUCAGCUGAGAGUGACGCUGAAAAACAAGCAAUGCGGGAACGUAUCGACGCUUUACUGCGAUCGCAGCAAGACUUGGAAUCAAAAACAACUUCCCUGCAACUAACAGUUGAUAGACUUACUCUUGCUCUAGCAAAAACCGAAGAAGAAGAAGCAAGUUUUCGUGAUAAGGUCUCUGAACUUUCAGUAAGUCUCAACGAUAGCAAUAUGACUACUCAAGGACUUCAAGAACGCAUACAGCAGCUGCAGCGGGCUUUAAUGAACAAUGAACACGAUCGAAAAAUAAUGCAAGAACGCAUGGAGGCGUUAAAGACAGCUCAACAGGAUGGAAAGAACAGAAAUCAAAUGAUGGCUGAUAGAAUACAAGAAUUGCAGAAUGAAGAGACCAACGCAGAGGUAAAACGUGCAGAGCAAGAAGGUGAGAUAAGGAACAUGAAACAAAUCAUUCAACAACAGAAAGAAAGUGAAGAAGAACUAAUCAACCGCACUGACAAAUUACAGGAUGAAAAACGCUUGCUGCAAGAUCGUGUGGCAACCUUGCAAAAAACUUUAGCUCAGGCUGAGCAAGAUAAACGUGAACUUGAACGAGCUCAGAUACGCGUCGAAAAAGAUAAAAAAGCCUUGAAGAGCACACUGGAAAAGGUGGAACGCGAGCGUCUCGUAACUGACGAGAGACUUUCUCGCACAGAGAAAGAAAGAACUGAAGCUGAAAGAUCAUUUGGUGAUCUCGAAAAAGAAAACCAAGAAAUGAUUAAUCAAAUCGAACUUUUACAAGGUCGACUGGCUGAAACCGAAGAAAAGGCUGAAAGAAAAGUUUUUGAGAUAACGGCAAGCCAUCGUCAGGAAAUUGAGUCAGAAAGUGAGCGCAAUAAAGCAUGGCAGGCUCAAAUAGAGAGAGCGACUCAAGCUCGUGAGCGAGCAUAUAAACAAAAAACAAAAGGUCUUGAAGAACAGGUUGCUACAUUAAAAGACCAACUAAGUCGUGAGCUUCAAAAGAAGCAGCAAUACAUCAGGCGUACAGCUGCAAAGAACGAAGAAACUAGAGAUCUACGCAAUCAACUCGGUGAAUCACUGGGAAGAGUGGCACGAGAUGCAUCUUACGAGCCCACUGUUCUUGACGAGGAGUCACGACGUCUGGAUGAAUCUCUGGAGUAUAGAAAUACUUACACUGGCCGUUCUUCAACAAGAAGGAGCAAAUCCAACUCCCUUAAUACAAUGAGCCUUGACAAAUAUGGCACAAGCACACCUAACGGAUCUACAGGUGGACGAAGAGUUGUUGGAACAACACCGAGCUCAGUCAGUCCCCUCCGGAAGACAAGUCGCAAGUCAACGAAAUAGGAAAGCGACAUUGUUUAAGAAAAGAAUGUUUUUGAAACACGAUGCUUUUACUAUUUGAGAUAGCUUACUUUUUAAACAUAAUCAAUGCUUUCAUUUAAUUUCACUUGAUGUGGUUUAUCUAUAGUAACUAUAUAUUAAUACAAAUUUUACUCCUAUAAAGUAAUAUGACUUAAUUAUUUCAUUUAAAUUGUUUGAGUUGAUUUUACAAACUGUGCAGUGAUUUGCAAUAAACAUACAAGAAUACGAGACAGCAAACAUAAUAUUGAUUUAAAUGAUGCAAUAAAAGUUCGGCAGUUUUAAA
Xenia sp. Carnegie-2017 is the source of this 7092-nucleotide messenger RNA. RefSeq names its product rootletin-like. The record is from RefSeq and is a predicted model, not a curated record. The coding region runs from base 312 to 6791 and encodes 2159 amino acids. Lineage: Eukaryota; Metazoa; Cnidaria; Anthozoa; Malacalcyonacea; Xeniidae. The transcript has 28 exons.